Molecule: messenger RNA, 1693 nt
Organism: Hymenoscyphus albidus
Lineage: Eukaryota; Fungi; Ascomycota; Leotiomycetes; Helotiales; Helotiaceae
Source: the annotation of a GenBank genome assembly
CGUAUUUAGCUCACCGCCCACGUGAGCGCUUUUGUAUCUCGAAAUAUGGAUAUCGCGACUUUGGUUUGAGGGACCACCUAUUGGUUCAAGAUGGAUACUUGGUAAGUAAUUAUAAGAUUUGUUAAUCAUGACUUAUAUCUAAUGAACUUGUAGAUACCCAGAAGAAAAUUUCCUCUUAAAAAGGCGGUGACAAUAUCACCCAAACCCCUCUCACCCACUCAUAAGAACACAACACUCUCAAAAUGAACGCCUCAAAAAGACUCACUCACACCCUCUUAAAACUCUCGAAGCCCUCUCAAAAAACAGUCUCAUCAACAAGCAAGAGCUUUCACACCAGCUCGACAUGUCUCGCAAAGCGGCCCGCGCGACCAACCCGUGGCCGGAUCCUUAGGGAAUCACCCCUAGAGAAUCCCCUAGAGAAUCCCCUAGAGAAUCCUCCCUCAGAUGUUGAGAGUUCCUUACCACCAGAUGCACUACUGCGCGCAGCCCAAAAAUCCGGCGUUAUAAAUCUAGAACCAAAAGCUAUCGUUGCUUUUCUGACGGAAUAUAUGGAUGAGUCGUCGAGUAGUAGACCGGAAUGGGAGAGGGAAGUUUGUACACGUUCGUUUCCCACCUCCCUUCUCUCAUAGAAUAACCGCAAACCCUGCCGAAUUACGACUGGAGUAUUGAAAGAUUUCGAUAUAGAACAAUGCUAACAGAAAGAACAGGCCACUCCAUAACCCCCACAACACUAACCAUCCUCGCGGGCAUCCUCCGCCGCUCACCAACCCGCUUCCAAAGGCUCCUCGCCACCAAAGUAAUGCUCUCCGCCUCCAAACUCGGUUCCAAACCAGCAACCUAUGAACUCCUCCUCUCAAGCCUCGCAUCCUCCUCCCCUCUGCCACACACUCCCCUAAAAGCCCUCUCAGAACUAGUCUCCCAACACGACCCCUCCGCCUUGGCGCUCCACGGAAAGAUCCUAAAGCACCAAGGAAACCACGCCGAAGCCCUCGAGUACCUCGAAAAAGCUACCUCGGACCCAUACGGGAACGUGAAUUUCGACGGCGCGGGCGAGGCGCUGGUAGAUAAAGGUCUCCUGCUUCUGGAGCUACGAGCAGACGAUAAGUCACUUGCUCACGCGGCCUUCAAAACCGCAGCGCUCAUACUUGAUGAGCCAUUAGCAUACUACUACCUUUCCCGGUGGUCGCCUGUCGGCUCGCCAGAAGAGAAAGUGUAUCUUAUUAAAGCCGCGGCGUCGGGCAUCUUAGGGGCGAUGGCGAAGUUGGGAGAGCUGGAGUUGAAAGCUGUUUUUGAGAAGGAGGGGUUGCCGAAGAGGAUUGAGGGGUAUGGGAUGGCGGGGGAGUGGAUAAGGGUUGCGGCUGAAGGGGGCGAUCAGAUGAGUGGGUUGAAUUUGGGGUGUAUGUUUAAGAGUGUUGGGGAUACGCAGGGGUGGAGUCAUUGGAGGGAGAAGUUGGAAGAUAGUAGGAGGUGGAGUGAGAGGACGAGGAGGGCUAGGGAGGUAUGGGCUGAGAAGGGGGUGGAUUUUCUGGAGGAUGCCGGUGAGGUGGUGGAAAAGUAGCUACUUCUUUCGAAGGGGCUUUUAGGAAAGAAUCAUUAGAGGGAGAUGGGAGGGUGAGAUGUAGUAUAAGUAUAAGUGUGUGUAUAGCACAAACAGAAUCCAUAGUUUAUGGAGCAGAAUGGAAUCGUAGAAGAG